This is a messenger RNA of Stegodyphus dumicola, 4333 nucleotides long. RefSeq lists its product as uncharacterized. The record is from RefSeq and is a predicted model, not a curated record. Gene Ontology annotation, biological process: protein phosphorylation; cell surface receptor protein tyrosine kinase signaling pathway; multicellular organism development. Gene Ontology annotation, molecular function: transmembrane receptor protein tyrosine kinase activity; ATP binding. Gene Ontology annotation, cellular component: signaling receptor complex; plasma membrane. Lineage: Eukaryota; Metazoa; Arthropoda; Arachnida; Araneae; Eresidae.
AUGACUGCAGUUAAUGGAUAUGUAUGGUUUCUUCCUUUAUGGUUUACAUCUAACUGGUAUGAUACAGAUGGGCUGAACAAUCCAGAAAAUGAUGACUUGGGAAAAGUGACAUGUUCAACGGAACAGAUGGUUGAAGCCAUUAAUGGCCACAUGAGCCUCGCUUAUAAAUAUUAUGCUGAUGAUGAUGAUGUCAUGCAGGAAGGGAAAACAGUUAGAGAAUGGCUAGACAGAUACAAAAAAAUGGUAGAUGAACAGGGGUUGGAAGUCAGUCGUUACGGUGGAUAUACAUAUGAUGCUGUAUGGGUAUAUGCUAUGGCUUUAGAUGCUUUGCUUAAAGAAAAUAAUUCACACGUAGCAACACUUCAUAGCAGCAGAACUUCUAAGCGUCUUCUGGAACUCUUGCAUAAAACAAAUUUCAGUGGUGUCUCAGGCUCUCUAUAUUUCUUGAACUCAAGUCGAAUAUCUGAUAUCAUUAUUUGGCAGUGGUUAAAUCAUUCUGUUCGUCAGAUUGGUGUGUAUCAUCCAUCAUCACAAAGUGAUGGUGUAUUAGAACUGAAUGAAAAAAGCAUUGUUUGGUUAACUCCUAAUGGUAAAAAACCCGAGGAUGGCAGUCAAGAAUACAGUUAUUGUGCUGUGGAGCCUGUUAGGAAAUUAUUCAGAAUAUCAUGUGAAGUUGCAAUUAUAAUAGUAAAUGUAUUUGGAUUAACUAUCUUUGGAGUUCUGGUAGUGGCUGCUGCAUUUUGGUACAAACACCGGUAUGAAAGCAGAAUGAAAUUAACUGAAGCAAGAAUGAAAGAACUUGGUUUAAUAACAAACAGGGUACCUUUUGCUUUAGAUGAGUGGGAAAUACCUCGUGAUCAUAUUGUUAUCAAUCGCAAACUUGGUGAAGGUGCUUUUGGAACUGUAUUUGGAGGAGAAGCAUAUGUUCCAAAUGAAGGUUGGAAAGCAGUAGCUGUGAAAACUCUAAAAACUGGAGCAAAAGUUGAAGAAAAGCUAGAUUUUCUUAGUGAGGCUGAAGUUAUGAAACAGUUUGAUCAUAUAAAUGUUGUCAAGUUAAUUGGUGUGUGUACUAUGGGGGAACCUGUAUACACUGUUAUGGAGUUUAUGCUUUAUGGUGAUCUUAAAACUUAUCUUUUGAGUCGUCGCAACUUAGUGUCUGAAGCUGAUAGAGGCAACAGUGAUGAAGUUUCUGACAGAAGAUUAACGAAUAUGGCUCUGGACAUUGCUCGAGGUCUGAGUUACUUGGCAAAUUUAAAAUAUGUUCACCGAGAUCUUGCCUGCCGCAACUGUUUAGUUAACAUGCAUAGAUCAGUGAAAAUUGCUGAUUUUGGGAUGUGUAGACCUAUGUUUGAUUCUGAUUAUUAUCGAUACAACAAAAAGGGUAUGCUUCCCAUACGAUGGAUGGCUCCAGAAAGUUUAACAGAUGGCUUAUUUACACCAAUGUCUGAUGUUUGGAGUUAUGGAGUGGUUUUGUAUGAAAUUAUUACUUUUGCAAGUUUUCCUUACCAAGGCUUAACUAAUGAUCAAGUAUUACAACAUGUAAAAGAUCAUAACACUUUACCUGUUCCUAAAGGAUGCAAGCCUGAACUGUCUAAUUUGCUACUACAAUGCUGGGCUAGAUCGCCACAUCAACGACCCCAAGCUGCAGCAAUUGUUGAAAUUUUAGCUCGUAAUCCAGAGCUCAUUUCACCCAGUCUUGAUGUGCCUACAGCCAGUGUAGAAGUGGAAGAUACUGGAACUUUUGAACUAACUAUUCAUGAUCGCUCCAGAGUUCAUUCAUUCUCUUCGGUUUGGCAAAAUCGCAAAACUAGCAUUCCGUUUGAUCGAAUGCAAACAGAACUGAGUGACUCAUCUCGAACAACCCUGUGUGCUGGUGAGAAUAGCAGCCACAGAAAACAUUCUGGAGGAAAAUUUUCAAACAAAAAGACUACUCUUCAUGAGAGUUUUAAGAAAGUUAAGAGAGAUAUUUAUAAAGAUCGAGGUAUAGAACUUCUUCCUCAAAUUACAUAUCUUUAAAAUUCUGUUGAUGUUCUUUCAUUACUAGUUAAAGCUUGUGAAAUUUUCAGAUUUAAGUUACUUCAAAACAUAACUUUUUAAGUUAUUUCUUUUAUUGUUUAAAUAUUUUGGAGCAUUUUUGCUCAUUUCCUAAGCACCUGUCCAGUAAAAUUAAUCUGAAAGCAUCAACUACUGUUCAUCAGAAACACAUGUCAACUUAAUCUGUAAAUCAUAUCAGCAUUCUCCAUUUACGUUUUUCCAAAUUUCAGAAUACUCGAGUGACUUUUCAGCAUAUAAAUGUUUUAACAAACAUAUCAGACUCAUAUAAUUUUUACUAGGUCAUUAUAUGAAAAACUGAAUUAUUAUCUCUCAUUUAUCUUACAUAGGCAUUCUGAAAAGGUAGCUAUAAUCUUUAUUUGCUUAAAUAUUGAUUUAAGGUAUGUCUGUUUAGUCACUAAGUUUCUCAAAGUAUAACCAUAAUUUUAUAAAACAGUUUCGACAUGAUAAAUGCAAAAAUUCUUAGGUAUAACAUCUAAACAUUUUAUAUGGCCACCAUUAAACAAAAAUUCUGGCCAUAAAGUAUUCAUUAUGCUUUACCAAUUAAUAUUGAAAAGUUCACUCCUUUGUAAGUGUGUAAUUGUAAGGGAACAAAUUUAUUUUCCUCAUCAUUUUUCAUUUGAUAUUUUUGACUGAAAUUAAACAUUUCUUAAAAUUUAGGAAGUAAUUGUAAAACAAAAAUUGCUUGCUUUAACAAUUACAAGUUGAUACAUUAAGUGAAACCAGCUGUAGUUUUUUUUAAUUUGUAACUGAUUCCAAGCACACAUAAGAGUACUUCCACGAAUUUGUAUACAAAAUAUGAACUAGCCUUCCCAUAACUUAGUGAAGCAUGAUAACUGGACUUCUAUUCAAGGACUAUGAAAAACUUAUGUUUAUGGAAUAUUCUUACCCCAAUAUUGAAGCAAUUCUAAAAAUUUCCCCAUUUAUUUUGAGAACUUUGGUAAAUCAAAGAACUUGUCUAGAACUUGUAUUUUUGGAAAUAAGCCUAUAACCAUCUUUGUUCAACACCCUCUGUUGUACUAAUAAUUGUAAAAUAAGAUACUUUCUCUAUCUCAUUCAUUUCAAUGGCUUGAACUGUUAUUAUGUUAAUCUUUAGCUCUUAGACACUUGAAUAAAAUUAAAUACAUAUGAAUUGAAAUAAUUUGCUUAUUUCGGCAUAUUUCAACAACAAAGUUUUUCAGUUAGGAUGUACAAUUUUUGUAUAUUUAUGCAGUUAGAAAAACUGGCAAAAAAUUUUUGCUUAUCAUUUUGUUAAGUUAUACACUACUAAUGUAUUAUGUAAUAUUAGUAACUUUUAAUAGUGUUAAAAAGAAAUCUGAAAAUCUCUUGAGUGUGAGUACUUAAAUAAUUAAAUGAAAUCAAAGUAUACCUACUGACAAUGUAAUGUGUAAUAAAAUAUGGGUUCUAAGCUCAAGAUCUGUGGGUCUAGUCAGUAGAAAGACCUUGUCCAUCUGUAGGAAACUAUCACAAAUGUUGGAAAAUAUUUUGCAUGGGAUUCAUUUUUUUAUCCAAAGCAAGAUUUUUUUAAUUUAAACUCUUGUAUUUUACCCUAAUUUUAUUUUCACAUAUACAGAAUUUUUGUAUAUUUUACUGAUAGCUCUAUUUUUAACUUCACUAGUAUUACUUGAAUAGAUAAUAAUAAAACAUUAGAAAAGAAAAUUGUUUUAAUAACAUCAACUAAUUAAGCAGAAAAUUGAUUAAUCAAAGAAAAACUAAUCUAAAUUAAUGAAUUAUGAAAAAAAAAUCUUGUAAUAACACUGGCUGCUUUAAAUAUUUUUUUUUCCUUGUUUUGUUUUUAGUUUUUGAAUUUAAAAUUUCAAGUGUUUAUAUUUAGACAUAAAUAACAGACUAACUUAAUUCCUAACCCCACACUAGUUUCAAAUACUGGACUUGAAAGAAACUGUAUAAACUUUAUUGUGCUACCUUAGUUAAGUUAAAGGUGAAAAGACACUUUUCAGGAGUUUGUAAAAUUUUCUAUAAAAGUUACUGUUUUAAAGAAAAUUUGUAUUUAUUUUUAAAUAAAAUGAACUUCGUAAUACUACUCUAACACUUUCAUUGUGAGCUAUUAGUGUAUCUCAGAGUAUUAAAGAAAUUCAAUACAUUAUAGCAAUUAAAUUUUUACAUAUGAAGAAAUUUUACUGCUUGCUGUUGACAUAGUAAUGCCUAUCUGAUUUAUGUUGUAUAUAUGAUUUACAUAUUUGACUUACUAGCAUUUGUAUAUAAAGUUUUGCACAUUUCUGUAAAAAAAAAUUUCAAAAUAAAUGGAAUAAUUUUCUUUUUC